UAUAUCAAGACAACAACACACAACCAUAUUAGUCGAAGUGCAACCAUUCACGGAUCGAGACAAGUAGAAAUAAAAGGUCGAACGGUAUUGGAAGCCGAGACAGCAAUUCAUGGAGACCUCGCUCUGGUGCGCAUCGGCCGUUACGUUUAUGUCGAAUCCGGUACAACGCUGAGGCCUGCUCCCCAACCACAGCUAAUGAUCCCCAUUGACUCAUCAACUACUUACAUUCCUAUGAUAAUUGGUUCUCACACAAUCAUUGGAAGUAAUUGCAUGAUUCAGGCGGCUGCUAUCGGUAGUUUUUGCUGUAUAGGUAACAACGUCACGAUAGGAGAACGUGUAAUUGUUAAAGAUUGCUGCGUGAUUGCCGAUAACGUGACACUAGGCCCCGACACCGUGAUUCCCCCCUUUACC
This is a messenger RNA of Phaeodactylum tricornutum CCAP 1055/1, 411 nucleotides long. RefSeq lists its product with no specific name. NCBI's taxonomy places the organism in Eukaryota, Bacillariophyta, Bacillariophyceae, Surirellales, Neidiaceae. The transcript has a single exon. The annotation marks the transcript as partial. The record is from RefSeq and is a predicted model, not a curated record.